Messenger RNA from Protopolystoma xenopodis, 903 nucleotides. NCBI's taxonomy places the organism in Eukaryota, Metazoa, Platyhelminthes, Monogenea, Polystomatidea, Polystomatidae. The record is from the annotation of a GenBank genome assembly.
AUGCUGUCGGUUAAAAAAGUGUCCCAAAAGAUUCGUUUUUCUUUUGUUUUCAGAUUGUUGGCAGGAAAAGAGAACAUAGAGCUGUCGUUGGCUCGUCCACUUUCCUCCACACCCUCGCCUCCCGGCCGGUUGCAGAUCUACUGGCCUGAGGCCAGCCUGCCACAGCCAGCCGCAUUCACACUCUUCCCGAAUACCAGUUUGUCUCUUCAUCAGUUGAUAGGCUGUGAGCACCACAGCUGUGUGGAGGCAGUUACGAUGAUUGCCGGGAAUGCAAGAAGUGGAGGAGGGCGUCAGUUUGGAGGAGCCUCGACGAUCCGUUUGAUGCGUGCCAGUCGAGAGCUGAGCCAGCUGGCCCGGAGUCACAUGAGACUUCAUAUUGCGGUACCACUACCGACGACUACUGACGGCCGACCAGUUACGGCUAACUUUGCCCGACCUGAUGAGGAUGCUUUCAGUGAUUCAGGCCAGAGUCUAUCACGACUGUCCAAGACCCGGCAUGUUGGAGUGGACGAGACGAGGAGGCAGGAAAAGUACAGCGGCCAGCUGAAUAUUCACCGGUCCCAAAGGGGCCAAGCUGAGAGUUCUGGAGUGGACACCUACGAAUCAGCUUUGGACAACUAUACUGUGAAUUUGCAGAGCCCAGAUGGCUCGAGUAGAGAUAACGAGCAGGUUUUUCUGACCCCCGAGGGCAAUUGCUUGACCGACUUUCAGCGGAGAACGGUGGAACAACAGCAGAGGUCUGAGGUAUCGAGUGGACAGGAGCAUAGAAGAGGGGAGGAGAGGCCAUCCUCGGCCAUGUAUAAUCAAUACAAGCAAAGUGAAAAAGAGGAUAGUGAUGAGAUGGAGAGUGUGAACUUGGAAGAAUUUAAUGAUGUAAUUCAGCAUAUUGGAAUAAUGUAUUAG